This is a messenger RNA of Apis florea (little honeybee), 1306 nucleotides long. Its product is annotated as aaRS-interacting multifunctional protein 2. Lineage: Eukaryota; Metazoa; Arthropoda; Insecta; Hymenoptera; Apidae. Gene Ontology annotation, cellular component: aminoacyl-tRNA synthetase multienzyme complex. The record is from RefSeq and is a predicted model, not a curated record.
UUUUGCCAAAAAUUAUGGCGCCAUCUUUGAAACGGAUGUUAGCAAUUGGAAAACAUUAGCGCCAGCAUGAAAGUACGAUAGAGAUAGGGGGGAUCAAAGAAAAAUGGCCGUCAAGUUAAAAUCGAGAAAUACGAAAAACGAACGAGAGUGUAACGAUCGAAUGUGAAUAUAAAUCGAUGGUUUUUUACGAAUUAAUUACGGAAUAACGAACAAAAUGCGUAACGAAAUGACAAUGUAUACGUUAAAACCAAUUGUUUCCCUGCCACGAAUAUUGCAUCAUAGAAAAAUGAUGUACGAAAUGCGAAAUAUUCAUGAAGAAUCAACAGACGACCAUACGGAAGCCGAGAACAAGAUCGUGCCUGAUAUCACUGAGCAGGUUAUCAGCUUUUUAAAGUAAGCAUGGUAGCUACGAGUGUUUCUUCUGUCUCGAGCUUGUUGUGCAUGACUCCUCCCAAAAUUUCCACAAGCACUAAUCACGAUCGACCGGGAAUAUGGUUCUACAGGCUUGAUCGAUGCUUGCCCCUCCAAUUUUUCAUCUAACAGGACACUACGCGACUACGAGUCCGUUACCAGAAUAUAAUGCACUAGAAGCACGACAAGAAAAAAUAUUAGCACAACUUGCAGAACUUAAGAAACAAGUUUCAACACUUUCUGGAUUUUUAAAACAGACAAAUCAAGUUGCAGCAAUCAAUAAAAGUGUCACAAAUCAGGCAGUUAAUAUAAAUCUUAUCAUUAAUGUAAAUCCUAAAAGGCCACCAUACUUUAUAUCUGCAUUACAAAAGUUAUGGGAAGAUACUGAUAUUAAAGUACAAACUUAUGUUCAUUCAAGUCUUAAUAAAGAAGGAUCUUUUAUUUAUCAAUCAACUACAAGUUCUCCUAAGAAUAAUAUUAUUAAUUUAUCAUUAAUUUGGAAAGAUGUUGAAGAUCUGCAACUUAUAUCUGGUCUACAUAGUUAUUAUAUAACUGGUGAAACAAAUUUUCUAAGAUAUAUAAGUAGAUUAAUAAAUUCACAUAAUUAUGAAAACUCUGAUUGUGUAGAGAAAUUAAAUACUAUUGAUUUGAUAUUAGAUUUAUGUCAUUCUUUAUAUUUUGAAGAAUCAUCAAAGAAAAAACAAGAAAUAUUAUCAUUAAUAGCAGAUAAGUUAAAUAUAAAUUGGUCAAAUAAAAAAAAACUUGAUAUAGCAGAUAUUGCUGCAUGGUCUGCAAUUAAACAAAUUUUUCCAAAUAAAUAUCCACCAAAACUUAACAAAUGGUUUGAAGCUUGUGAAAAAAUUUUUAUAUAAAUAAAAAUCUCUUAAUAAAACAA